AUGCAUAAACCAAGAAGAAGANNNNAGAAGACGCCAUGCAGCAAAAAGCUCGGAGGAUACUUGAAAGAGCAGAAGGGAAGGCUUUACAUCAUCAGAAGAUGUGUGGUCAUGCUCAUUUGCUGGCAUGACUAA
Messenger RNA from Camelina sativa (false flax), 132 nucleotides. Lineage: Eukaryota; Viridiplantae; Streptophyta; Magnoliopsida; Brassicales; Brassicaceae. The record is from RefSeq and is a predicted model, not a curated record.